Molecule: messenger RNA, 7675 nt
Organism: Lepisosteus oculatus (spotted gar)
Lineage: Eukaryota; Metazoa; Chordata; Actinopteri; Semionotiformes; Lepisosteidae
Source: RefSeq, a predicted model, not a curated record
GGGCCAAGAAGGCGCGUGGGACGAGCCCCGCUCUCUGAUUGGCUGCCUGCCCGGGUUCGCCAGGCGGGGCUCGGGGAUGGCAGCUUGGAGGUUAUAGAACGGCGCGCGCUGGCUCGCGUCCCCUGGCUUCGCCCGCGACCGAGACGGACGGCAGGCGUGCGCGGACCCUCCCCUCCCCCAAAAAAACGAGCCGGAGGACCAUGGAGGUUUUCGGUCAGAUGCUAGCGGAGUACCCCCAGCUUACCCUCGCCGGGGGAGUCGGAGCGACUGCCUGCGCUGCUGGGGCAGUGGUUUACAGGAUUGCAACGAGGAAGAAGCCCACACACGUCCAGGUUAACUGCUGGUUCUGCAGCCAGGACUCUGUCGUUCCGUAUGGGAACAGGAACUGCUGGGAUUGCCCCAACUGUGAGCAGUACAAUGGAUUCCAGGAGAAUGGUGACUACAACAAGCCCAUCCCUGCGCAGUAUAUGGAGCAUCUGAACCACGGCGUGUCUGCCGGCCUGCCUGUGCCACAAACGCCAAAGACUCUUCAGUUUGUUAACUGUCAGAUGUUACUGUGCAAGAAAUGCAAUAAUAACCAGACUCUGAAGAUCAAACAGCUGGCUUCAUUUGCACCAAGAGAAGAGGAGAAGUACGACGAGGAGAUUGAGGUCUAUCGGCACCACAUAGAGCAGACGUACAAGCUGUGCCGCCCAUGCCAGACAGCUGUGGAGUACUACAUCAAGCACCAGAACCGCCAGCUCCGAGCCCUGCUCUUCAGCCACCAGCUGAGGCGCGGCAGAGACGCGGACAAGGCCUUCGUGCAGAACUCCUACAGUUUUUCCACACCUACUCGUGUGAUCCUCCUGCGGGUCCUGGCGUUCCUGGCCUGUGCUUUCCUGGUGGCGCUGGUGACCUGCGGCUCCAGAGACCCCUUCCUCACUGCCGGUGCUCCUGAGGCUCCGGUCCGGCCCCUGGCCAGCAACGCCAGCGCGCCGGGGAACAGCAGUGCUGGGAGCACGGGGAUCUGGCCCGAACUCCUCAGCCUGUUUCCCAGGGAGGUCCUGGAGACGCUGCAGGCCGCGUGGGACUAUGGGAGAAGCCAUCAGCUGGCAGUGGUGUGCACGGGCUUGCUCGCCUGCAUCAUGGCCGUGUUCAUGGCUGGGCGCAUCAGGCUGAGGCGCAUUGACGCCGUGGCCUCCGUCCUCUGGCUCCUGGUGAUGGGCGUGCACGUGCUGGAGCGCUACCUCGAGACCGGCGCCCCCCGCUGGCUGGACGCGGUCAAGCUCGGCACCACCUCCCUUUGUUGCUUGGUGGGGUUCGCUGCCGCCGUGGCCACCCGCAAGUCCAGCGGCCAGAGAAGGAGCCGAGCGCGCAGGUCAGAAUCUGAGCAGUGACCCUGCCGCGGGUUGUUAAAACGCACCCCCCCGAGGGCCCUAGGCGCUCUCGUGUGGGUGCUGAGAUCUCUGGUGCCCAGCUGUGGACACGGGCCGCCUCUCAUCUCUCCUCCUUCCUCCUGCUGUUCUUUUAACGAAUUACCUCCGUCCCUCCACCCCGUUGUCCUUCAGAAACUCCUUCUUUUUGAAUGCCGGAGACUCGGGACGAAAAACGACUUUGCCUCGGCAUCCGAAACCUUUCGCGCUGUGCCAUCCAUUCGUUUCUACCAAAACGGCGGCCUCCUGCAGAUUUUUGUUUCUUUCACGUUGUAAACGAACAAAAAAAACAUUCUCGGCAUUCAAAAGCCAUUCAUUCGCAUUCUUGCUUUUCAAAGGGCUUGCAUUGUGUUUUGUGUCUCUGAUAAAGUGCUUUAGAAGUGACUUGCGAAACCCAGUUCCUCACCCUCUUGUCUCCUUGCUCUGUCCCCUCACAACGAGAGUAGUAAGCUGUGCUCUGAAACGAGGUGCCCAGCCGACUUUGGCACUCAGAGUAGAAAAUAUUUAGAUUUUGGUUGAACCCGCCAAUAGAGCAGCUCUUGCACCUUUUAAAACAAAAACAAAUGAGUCCUGUGAAAAUUCUUGGUGGUGAUAAAUGUCUUUUUAAAGGACAGGGUUUUAGUUGUUUUUUUUUUGCACUGUCCCUGUUUUAUUUCCCUAGCAAUAUGAAUGACAUGUUAAGAUUGCUUUUUCUAAGCGUAAAGCUGUGAUUGGGCGUUGAGGGAUUCAAAGGCACAUCUGAAUUGUAAGGUCUGUCCAUGAAGUCUUCACACAGUGGUGUGCCAAGCAGCAGAUAUGAGCUUGCUUGUUGAUUUACCUCUCUGUCAAAUGUCCUGCUGGUAAAAUGACAGAUAUUACAAUUUUGUCUGAUCCUUUUCUCCAAAGCUAUGUAAAAAUUCUAUACCAAAUGCAAAUUAGGAAACAGUGUAACACAAACAGUACACAAAUAGGAUAGGAUUCCCCGAAGUAUCGUGUGGUGUUGAGCACUGCUUUCCUUUAAAACUGCUUCUAAGAAUUGUCCUUUUAUCGUUCGCUGGAUGUCGUACAAAUGUUCCAGGACCCAGAGUUAGAGGAGUCAGUACUGGAGAGGUGCAUGCGUUGAGUGGAAAACACUUUCUGGCACUUCACUGAUAUGCUGUAGAAGUAAUAUAAAUGUGUGCACUCUUGACCUCGCGUCACGCUUAAAAUCCACGCGUUCCAGGUGUGUCUGAGCCUCGGCCUGUUUUUCAUCGCAACGGGGCACUUUCCAGUCGCUGUCUUUACUGAAGAGCAGAAAUGAAAUUGAUCGCCCGUCCGGCAUUGUGUUCUUUUCCCCAUUCCGUCCGCGGGACGAGCCGCAGGUCACUCGCUGCACAACCGUUUGUGGCGGAAGACGGAUCCGUCAGUAUCGUCCAACAAAACGCAGACCGACCGCGUUUAGCUGGCACAACGUUUAAAAAUAGUUUUCUCUAGCAGCUCUCGAUGACCCGUUUGCCCCUUAGGGUUGUAUCCUAGCGUGUGCUCGUAGCACGAUAAGAGUGCAGCACUAAUUCAAGUCAAUAACUUCCCUAAUAUUUUAUUUAAAAUAUAGUCUAGGUAUUUUUCAGGGUGCAAACGUGGGUGUUUAUAGCAAUGGAGUCUCACUCAGAUUUGUAUUCCAUGUACAGCCUGUUGUUAAAGUGUGGUUUCGUUUUUUUUUCUGGAAGGAAUCCGAGCCUUGAGAAUGCCGUAACCGGUAGGUGUUUUGAACGCCCUUGCUGUAAAAGGUGGAAUGUUCUGAACCCUUAUCUUCUCUCACAUCCCCAGUGUUGUGUUUUGCUAAUGGAGUGUGCAGAGUGAGAAUCCUGCAGGCUCCUUCAACGUGACGCUUUCAGUGAAUUUCGUCCAAUUGUGGGGGGAAUCCUUUUAUUUUCUCAGACGUCUUCACCUCUUUCUUGAAAACGGAUCUGGAGUUUGAGGAGAACUUUUCAUAUCUGUUCUCUCGAUAAAGUCACUGCUUUCAUAGCAGGGAAUAAGUCCGUUCUCUGACUGCUGCCCCUUAGAGAGUCAGAGGGUUCUGACGGAUUGGAUUAAAUUGUAAAAGCAUUUUCCUUUUUUUAACAAGCUGGGCUGUUGUUUGAAGCCAGCAAAAUAGGGGAUCUUUCUACUGGUCUCCGUUUAAAUUUAAUUUUCACUUUUUGGGCGUCAUGAGCAUUAUUCUGUUAUUAUGCCAGUUUCAUAAAAAUACAAGGAUUUUGAAACGAGGAUUUGCUCCAUUGAUAAUCAUGGCUUUUGGACGUGUCCCUAUUUUACUGUUUGUUCUCCAUCAGUGACGAAAUCUGCUGGCUUAUAAGUCAACCUGUUAAGAGAGCUGUUUUCUCCUUUUGGAGAAAGCAGUGAAAAAUGAGUUAUUUUUGCAUUCAUGUGUUUAGCUGGAAGUGACAUCCACCCUGGGUUACUUGGAAGCUGGGGAUGGUUAGACAGAUGUGUGGUUAUUUUAAUUGCCAAGUAUUUUGGGUGCUGCUUCCAACUGCUGUAUAAGAACAAAAUUGGAAGAGCUGGAUGUUUUGGUUAGUAAACAAGGAAAAUAGUCACUUAAUCCAUACUUCUGGUCUGUUGGUUAAAUACAGUGCAGUAGUUCCCAGUGGAUAUCUGAUGAGCAGGGACUGGCCAGAUGUGAGCUUGAUCGUCAUUUGUUGUUUUGGUAAGGUUCUGCGGCUUUCGUAGAAGUGUAGGUGUGCUGAGCUGAUCACAGAGGUUAAGAUGCGGUCAACACGCUUCUGUUUCGGGAUUUGAUGUGCACCGUUUGCUGCACUAGGAUGGAAAGCCUUGUCGCUUGGAUUCCAGGCCAGUACAGGGUCUGAACCUUCCAGGAAGUGAAUUACUGACUUGUUCCUUAAUUGCUUAAUCAACCCAGGGCCCAGGGUUUGUAUAUGCAUGCUGGUUAGGCUUUAAUUGCACUUUAGAAUCUCCCACACGUCUCUUUUACUCUUUGCAUGGCUGGCUGCUGCAACUAAUCCCUGACCUUUUAUUUUACUGUUCUGACUGUGUGCACUUGGUGUUUUUGCAAUUGCAACAAAGCCAGAGUUUUGCCAAGGGUACUUAUUCCUGUUUUUUUUUGUCAAUUCAUGACUAACAUGCAAGGGACAAAGAGUCUGAGAACCUGCAUGUUUUUUUUUAAACUCGAUAUCAAGGAGAGAAGCCGUUUGUAAAAACCCAGUUUUGCCGUUUGGCCCCAUCAUGUGGUCCUGCAUAAAAGUCUGUCAAUGUGUUUUCAGUUGACUCUGCAAAUUCCAUAACGUUUUGUAUGAGAGUGAUGGUAGAAUAGGAAAGAAUAGUGAGUAAAUACACUACCAGUCCUGAACUCGGAAUGAUCCGUAACAUGGACUACUGGAAUCUUGCCAAGGCAGGAUUUUGAGUUUAAAGCUAAUUUACUUUCUUGGACUAGCCUACCUUAAAUUGCAUUUAUUUAUUGCCUUCAAAUACUGUGAAGUGUAACAUUUGUUAAUCAUUUACUAGGCUUGUGCUAUAUGUAUUAUUGUGUUUUACCGAUAUAUAUUAUUUUGUAUUUAUGCAGUGUUUUUGAAACUAUUUACUCCAGUGAAUGACAACAAUAGUGAUGUGAAUGAUGAACUACAGUUUGAUUUUUUCUGAUAACAGGUAUUGUACGGUGUGUGUUGAGGGAGUCCUGUGUUCUCUCUAGCCUCACUCAGAAGCGUGUUUUUCUGCGUUGCAUGAUUAGGAGUGUGAUUUUUAGAGGACUUUCCCUCUUCUCGACAAAGGGCUACACAUGCUGUAGCUCUGAUUAUUUCAAGCGUUCUGCUUAGCACUGCAUGGGCCUGAUAUUCACAGAAAUGUUCUCAGGACCUUUUCUCUUCAGAGUAAAUCAGACAAAGUGAAGUAUAGUAAACAUUGCUAAACCUAAUGUGUAUCAGUAUUUUACAAUCUAUUCUUUCUCUUUUGUUUGAGAUUGCCAGUGAAUUUCAAUUAUGUGUAACUGAAAGGUUGCAUCAGGUAUUUUAACGAAAUCCUGUUGCAACAGUUAGUUGAAGGGUUUUUUGAGUUACAUGUACACAAAUAAGCAUGUCGCUGAACACUGUCAGAAUUUGCAUAAACAAAACUCAAAGCUCCAAAAUCUGCACUAUUUUAGCCAGUCAUUCCAGCUCCUUGUUCUUCCGCGUGACGCUCAGUACUGGUCUGUUGUUCACUGCUCAAGAACGUUCAAGCGAAGAUGGGUCAAUGCAGUGCUGCCAACCUCAUGGUAGCUGAGUCUAGAGAGAACACUAGAGAGGCUUUUCUUCACUUCACUGAAUUGUCUUUGAAUUUAUAAUAGAAUAGCUCACAUAAGGAGAUGCUGAGCUUUUUUUAAUCCAAAACGGAAAUGUAGCCAAAAGAUUUUGUACAAUAACAUACAAUAACACUAUGGGCAUAGUUUAUGUAGGGUGGAGGACUACCUCUGAUGUGGUGCUAGGGGGCGAUGUUCAUUAGGUAACUACAUGCUUUAACAGGACAAAAAGAGCCACCAGUCUUGAAGGUGCCGUGACCCUUACUAAUAAACAGUGCCACCUAGUGGCAGUCCAGAGUUAGUCCUCCACCCUGCCUGUACUGGAGGACUGGAUUCCUGCUGGUUGUCGAGAGAAACAAAGGGGGAGAUCUGACUACGUUUACAAGUAAUUAUCCCAGUUAAGGAAUUAACAUCAGGGUUGGAAUAAAAGCCAGAAAACCUCCAGAGAAUAUAGGAGCGGAAUCAGUCUUCCCCAAUUUAAACAUUUUUUUUGUAUCCGUUAUUAGGUUUGUGUAAUCAUUUUUUGUUAACAUUAUCAUAACUGUACUAUUUAUUAUGUAUAAUUGUUCAAUUUUAACUACAAAUAUAGUGUUCUGGGUUUUUGGUGUUUAUUUCAGAGCGACAUAUCUCCCUCUGAAAGACACUUGGCAGCUAUUGCAUCUUCACUACGUUGUAAAACGUACUCAUUGCCCUCUAUCGUGUUUAGCAUCAUUAAGCAGAUUGGUCAAAUAUUCUGAUUUUGGUCGUGGUACAGCACAUCCCCAUCGUUCCUAAAACACGGGAGGCAUGUCUUUUUCAGCAGCCGAUAUAGACUGCGUCCGUUCCAGGAUGCCAGAGAGGCCCUGGGGUUAGUAAGCAGCUCCUGCCCGAGGCUCUGCUGGAGGGAUUGAUGAGGCCGAGCACUCAGCACCUCAGGACUUCUCACGUUAUUAGCACGUUUUUUGUUUUUUACCUGGAAAAUCACGUCUUCCAAUAGUAAAUUUAAACAGAUGCUGCACAACAAUGAGCACCUAUUACUCGGAACACUAUCAGAACAGUCCAGUAUUCACUGAUGAGGAAUAUUCACUGUAUUAUGAAUACAGUACAAUUAGACUGUACUGUGCUGAGGUCUGCCUGUAUUUUACACCACUUCUCUGUACAGUGAACACUUUUUAUGGGCACAGAUUACAUCACAAAACACUGCUAAUUAACCAUAGUUUAAUCUGUACUAUUCAGUUAAACCUUGGAAUGAACUUAUUAGAAAAUAUAUGGUGUUCAGAUAGAAUUAGUUUUUGUUACAUUGUGUCAUGGGGAUCCAGUCGUGUUGCGACUCAUUGUUUGAACAUGAGAUGGAUGGUGUUGACUUCAGAAUACAGUAGUGUUAUAGGUGUUGACAUCUCGCUAAGAAGAACAAAACAAAAAUGAGAACAUACAGUGUCUUAGAACUGAAGUAGAUUAAAAUAAAUAUUAAUAUAACUUAAAUAUAAAUUUGUCGUGCCUAUACUUGCAGAAUUACUGGGAGAACAUUUCAGGUCCCUAGUGAUGCACUGUUCAUAACUAUGUGUAUUUUGAAAGGAUCCAUCUCUUACCCCAGAAUCAAAAAAGCUAAUAAAUGUUCUUUCUUAAAGUUGAUUUACCUUGGAAUGUGGGAGAAAUUGAAUGAAUGGCACUUAGCUACAGGCUACUCAACAUUUAAUCGUGACAAUAGUUAAUGAUAAUUGGAAUCAUUGGAAUAAAAAAUGUACCAAUGAAAUUGCGUUUAAUAGAUGGAAAAAUAACUUUAUAUUGAAAUGUAGAGUUAAGUGAAUAUAACAUACUUACAAACACAAUGAAAUAUUUUCAUUGUAAAGCUCCAUUGCAUUAAAUUUUCCUGAGCUUGUCUGUAUUUUUUUAAAUUUGAUAUUCUACAGAAAGUGCACACAUGUUUUUAAGUAUUGCAUCUUAAGAUUGGUGUUUAUUUUCUGAUUUAUUUUCUGAAUAAAUGCUCUGUAUUUUGACAUCUGCUAUCUGGAUCCCUUAAAUAAACUACUGUGGAAAAGUA